UUUAUAAACCUCUGGGGGCACGCGCUGCCCUGACUUCGAGCAGGAACAGUCACUUCAGUCUGCAGGCCUGGUUCAUCUGUCAGCGCGUGAUGGAUUCCUUGGGUCCUUUGCUUACUAAAGCACUGAGGAGAAACGAGGAGCCCGACUGAGUAUCCAAAUCUUCACUCGACCACUUGAUGGUUAUCAGCUGCAGAUCGACACGCCCUCCUUUUCAUACCAAACAAACAUUUUAAUGAGCUGCAGUAAAGCGAGAAAGUGAGGAGAAUCUUUUGGGCACCAUGGACGAUGACUUUGACCGCCGCAUGGAGCUGAGGAGGCAGAGGAGAGAGCAGAUGCGUGUCGAUUCUGAAAAGCCGGGUAACACCAACGAUGAUGACGAGGAGGAAGCACGGGAGCAAAGGAGACGUGCGAGGGAGGACAGGAAGAAGAUGAGGGAGCCUGAGGAGUCUGAUAUUUCUGAUGCUAUCAACAGUAACAGUGUUGAAGAGAACGAAUCCUCCUCCACACCCACUGACACCAUCGAUGCUGGAGGUGCAGAUGAUGACCAGGCUUUGCUGGAGCGCCUCGCCAAGAGGGAGGAGCGCAGGCAGCAGAGAAUGAAGGAGGCGAUGGAGAGACAGAAGGAGUUUGACCCCACCAUCAGCACCCCUGACGGCACAGACGGCCCACUGGAAGAGGUGUCCUCCAUUAGCAACCGCAGCAGUCAGCAGCGGACAGAGGAAGAGGAAGAGGAGGAGAAGGAGAAGGAGAAGGAGAAGGAGGACCAGGUGGCAGAGGCAGAUAUGAACUCCUGGAAGAAAGAGGAGGAGGAGGAAGUAGAGAAGGAGGAGAUUGACGCUGCAACAAAUGAAGAGGUAGAUCAAGGAAAAGAAGAGGAAGCUGUUCCUGAUCUUGACAAUGAGCAAGAAGAAAGGAAGAGGAAAGAAGAGGAGGAAAGACAGCAAAAAGAAAUGGAAGAAAAGUUAAGAAUAGAAGAGAAGGAGAGGCAACAAAGAGAAAUGGAGGAAAAGCUGAAGAGAGAGGAAGAAGAGAGGCAGCAAAAGGAGGAGGAGGAGAGGAAGAAGCGGAAAGAGGAGGAACAACAGAAACAAAUGGAGGAGAGGCUGAGAGAGGAGGAAGUAGAAAAACUGAAAAAAGAGAUGGAGGAAAAAGAAGAGAAGGACAGACAGAAAAGGGAGAUGGAUGGGAGACAGAAGAAAGAGGAGGAGGAGAAGCAGCAAAAGGAAAUAGAAGAGCGGCUGAAAAAGGAAGAGGAAGAAAAACACCAAAAGGAGAUGGAAGAAAAGAAGAAGAAGGAAGAGGAAGAAAAGCGGAGGAAAGAAAUGGAGCAGAAGAAGAUAAAGGAAGAGGAAGAAAACAAGAAGAAAAAGGAGCUGGACGAAAAGAAAAGGAAGGAGGGGGAGGAAAAGCGGAAAAGGGAGGCAGAGGAUAAAAAGGAAAAAGAGGAGGAGGAUAAAUGCAAAAAGAGAGACAUGGAGGAAAGAAAGAAGAAAGAGGAGAACGAAAAGCUUAAAAGAUUUGGUCUUAAGGAAAAGAAUGAACCAGCCAAACAGAACGGAGCCUUCAUUGAGAACAAGCUCAAGAAAACAGAGAAGACGUCAAGGGACAAUGCUCCCUCCACGAAGGCAGACGACGUGGAGCGAAAGGAGGCUGAACAUAAGCUGCAGGAGCUGAAGCGCCGGCGAAACGACGCAGAGAGCGAGGAGUUUGAGAAGAUGAAGCAGAAGCAACAGAACUCAGAAGCCGAGCUGGAGGAGCUGAAGAAGAAGAGAGAGGAGAGGAGGAAGAUCCUGGAGGAGGAGGAGAAGCAGAGGAAACAGGAGCUGGAGGACAAAAAAGCCAAAGAACAGGAGGAAAGGAAGAGGAUGAAGGAGGAGAUAGAGAAGAGGAGGGCGGAGGCUGCAGAGAAGAAGAAACAGAAAGAAGAGGACACCUCAAAACCUUCCUUUGCUAUCAGUCCCAAAGGCUCCUCCAAGAUUGGAGAGAAGGCAGAAUUCUUGAGCAAAUCAGCCCAGAAAAACACUGCAGCAAGAGUGUCACACACUCCACUUGUGUCCAAGAUAGGCAACAGACUGGACCAGUACACUUCUGCACUCCAGGGUAGCAAAGAAGGCAAAUCCCCCAAGUCUCCUCUGGCAGAUAUUCCUACAGGAGGCACACGCAGCAUCAAGAGCAUGUGGGAGAAAGGCAACGUCGGCGGCUCCUCUGAAAGUCCAGCCCCUGCCAACAAGGACUUGGCUGUUAUCAGAGGAGGUGUGGCUGGACGUGUCAACAGCUGGAUGGCAAAGCCUGCAGAGCCAGAGAAGUCGACACCUGCACCUGCACCUGCAGCAGCAGCAGCUGCACCACCCGCAGCAGCAAAGCCGGCAGAAGUGAAACCAGGUGACGUUGGUAACAAGCGCGGCAUGUGGGAAACCAAGAAAAGCUCUGCACCUGCCAAGGUGGCAGUGGUAGGAAAGGGCAAGUUCGUCACAAAUGCAGGUGUAAGACCCUAACCAGUGACCCCAUCAUAUCAAUCAAACCAGACCAAACACAAGGCUACUCUGCUCCUGUGUGUGUUUCCAUUCCCCUUCAACACGCCUGUAUUUUAAGUUCCGAGUGAGAGAAAGACGAGGGACCGGGACGAGUGACGUUAGGUUUCCAGCUUUCACUAAAAAUCUAUUAAUUUGUAUUGAUUUGAUUGGUUUGAUCUUUUGAUCUUUUUCAUGUAGAAAUUUGAUGUCAUAUUAAACCACACCUUAAAUGAUUGAUAACUCAUGGGAUAGAUUUCAUCCUCAUUUUCCCCAAUUCAAAAACAGGACACUGAUCCACACUGAUCCACACUGAUCCACACUGAUCCACACUGAUCCACACUGACCCACACUGAUCCACCCAAUUAGAAGCAUUUGUGUUAUAUUGUUCUACACACUCACUGCUUUUUUGGGAUGAUAGUCACAGUUUUAACUCCAUAGAAAGCAUGUACAUAUUACAAUUGUUUCAGUAGUUAGCCACUUUCUAAUGAAGGACUCUUUAAUGAAGAAGGUUUCUAAAGAGAGUAAUGCAUUGUGUAGUGGCUAAGACGAGGUUCAUGGUUCCCAGAGGAUGAAGCCUGCAGACCUUGGCGAUCCCUGGUGUUGAUCAUCAUUUAGUUAAGAGUGAAAUGGAAUGACAAUCACGGCUGUUCGUCCAUCAUUUUUGUUAGAGAGAUUCUUCUUAAAAUUAUUCACAACACUUGUGAUCCUCUUACUUUCCAUCUGGUGUCAUUGUAAAGGUCAAAAGGUCAAUAAAGUUAAUAAGGUAAAUAAGGUUACCACAAAGGUUAAUUCUCCAAAACUUUCGUUUGUGAGCAAAUACCUGCAAAGAAAUCAAAUUCUCAUAAUCCUCAGCGGUAACAUUAUUUUAUGUUAAAGAGCUAAAAUAAGAUGAUGAGUGGGUGGAAUAAUGUUUUAUUAAAUUUGAAGUCUAUCUGUCUUAUAACCAAUUGAGUUAUUAAUGGAUUCCCUACAUUUAUAACUAACAUAUUUAUAAAUAGAAACAAUAAAACCAGUCAACAGGUUAUUUUAAAACCUGGACACCUAAAACCUAUUCUAUUUAACGACCUAUAACUGAUAUAUAAAGCAUUGGUAAAUACACUAUUAAUAAAGCUAUUGGUUUCCUCACACAGGAUCCUGAGAGCAGAACAUAAUAUCAGUGACUCAUUCUUCCCAGAGGGACAGCCAGAGUAUAACAGUUACAACAAUUAAAAGCAUGACAAUCAUUCUGUCAACAAUUCCUGGUUAUUUUGUAUUUUUGACUUGUGGCAGUUUAACAAUCACAUUAUUGUGUCGUAUAAGCACAAGAGAAAGUCAAGUAAAUCAUGUGCUAGAGAGAAAACCACUGUAACAACGAAUCAGUGAUCAGUCAGACCCCAUGCUUAUCCACAAUCAGAUUACAUGCCACUGUCUUUGCAUGACAACUGCAUUAUGCUUUCAAGUUGGAAUAUUUGCUUAAGUGAACUUAAAUGGUAGCCUGGUGUUUCUAUCAGUGCAGCCGAGUUGAAAUCUGCCAAAAUGUAUUGUGAGUCUCAUGCAGUAUUUUUGGUUUGAAUGUGUGAAGUUAUUGUUUGUGCUUGCUUCAGCAAUAAAGAAACAAAAAAGGAAAAGA
Molecule: messenger RNA, 4122 nt
Organism: Pleuronectes platessa (European plaice)
Lineage: Eukaryota; Metazoa; Chordata; Actinopteri; Pleuronectiformes; Pleuronectidae
Gene: cald1b
Product: caldesmon 1b
Exons: 17
Coding region: 279-2495 (738 amino acids)
Source: RefSeq, a predicted model, not a curated record